AUGAAACGGGCCCAGAAGAAGUGCAAUUCCAACUAUGCUCUCCUUGAUGGUCUGGUUAACACUAUGUUGAUGGAUUUGGAGCUGAUGCAGAAGGGAAGACGGGUGUAUAGAACAACAACACAUGUACCACGGGAAUUGGGACAGAUCAUGGAUUCAGAAACAUUUGAAAAAUCUCGUCUGUAUCAGCUGGACAAAAGUACUUUCAGCUUUUGGUCAGGCCUGUAUUCAGAGGUUGAGGGCACUAUGAUUCUCCUUUGUGGAGGAAUUCCUUUUCUCUGGAAUCUGUCUGGUCAGAUCUCUGGUCGUGCUGGGUUUGGACCAGAAUAUGAGAUUGUUCAGUCAUUGGUAUUUCUGCUGCUCGCAACACUCUUCAGUGCAGUGACUGGUCUCCCAUGGAGUUUAUAUAACACAUUUGUCAUAGAAGAGAAACAUGGCUUCAAUCAACAGACACUGGGAUUUUUUUUUAAGGAUGCUAUCAAGAAGUUUAUCGUGACCCAGUGUAUUCUGUUGCCAGUGACAUCCCUUCUGCUUUACAUUAUUAAAAUAGGAGGAGACUACUUCUUCAUCUAUGCCUGGCUCUUCACAUUAGUUGUUUCCUUG
Pygoscelis adeliae (Adelie penguin) is the source of this 600-nucleotide messenger RNA. It is a transcript of the gene ZMPSTE24, whose product is annotated as zinc metallopeptidase STE24. The transcript has 6 exons. Gene Ontology annotation, biological process: CAAX-box protein processing. Gene Ontology annotation, cellular component: endoplasmic reticulum membrane. Gene Ontology annotation, molecular function: metalloendopeptidase activity. The annotation marks the transcript as partial. The record is from RefSeq and is a predicted model, not a curated record. NCBI's taxonomy places the organism in Eukaryota, Metazoa, Chordata, Aves, Sphenisciformes, Spheniscidae.